Messenger RNA from Plasmodium cynomolgi strain B, 573 nucleotides. RefSeq names its product ubiquitin-like protein. Gene Ontology annotation, molecular function: protein binding. The transcript is spliced from 2 exons. NCBI's taxonomy places the organism in Eukaryota, Apicomplexa, Aconoidasida, Haemosporida, Plasmodiidae. The coding region runs from base 1 to 573 and encodes 190 amino acids. The record is from RefSeq and is a predicted model, not a curated record.
AUGCUCAACACCAUCGGAGAAGAAGCUUCCACCCCAGUAAUGGAGGACCUUACGGAGAUAUGCGAACACAGUAGUAACGAAGAAGCAAACGUAGUUUACAUAAAGGGUUCAAAUAAUUUUGUAAAAAAAGUGGAGUAUGAAGAAGAUGAGACAAUUCGGGAUGUCCUUACACGGAAUGGGAUCCUUAAUGAACAGGAUGGUUUUCUAUACCAAAUUAGAAACCAACUAAUGGAUCUUGAUAAAACCUUUGCACACUAUAAAAUUUGUUCAGGUGAAAUUAUCUACAUUUUGCCUGAACCUGCACCGCUGCCUUAUUUGAUUUAUUUAUUCCAUCAGAAGUCCGGGAAGGUGCAUUGCAUCGAACUCAGCCACAUGGAUUCAGUCGACCUGCUGCACAAACAAGUAGAGAAAUUUUUGCAAAUAAAAGAAGAGAAUCAGAUACUGAUAUAUGGUGGCAAGUGCUUGAAUAACACGAAGACGUUAAAGGAGGAGCAAAUGUGCAGGGAGAGCCUAGUCACCAUACUGGACAAAAGGGACAUACCCGAGAUAGAAACUGGGGCCGAUGGGGUGUGA